CAAAAUAUUCGACCCAACACUUACACGAAAACAAACCCUUUGCCUCAAAAUCGAAUCGAAUCCUCUUUCUAUCUCUUCUUCUUCGUCUUCUUCCUCUCGAACCUUCAUUCCUUCGUCUUCUUCCUCUUGACACCUCUCUCUAUCUCUUAUUAUUUGUCUUAAUCAAUUCCUAAAUCCUAAACAAUCUCUUAUUCUUUGCCUUCAUUGUUUCCUAAACGAUCUCUCUUCUCUCUUUGUCGAUCUCUCUGCAUCGAUCUCUCUCAAUGGCUCCUCGCCAAAACCGCUAUAACCCAGUCACCGCCAAUAACCACGACUCGGGUCAUGCCAUACCACCAGGAACUAUUAGAUAUAGAAGCUCUUCAGAUCCUCACUCGCCAUUAGGAGCUGUUGGAUCUACAAGUGGUCCUGCCAAAACACCAAGCGCUGCAUCUUCAGGUGCUAAUAACUACAACCGCAUGACCCUAGAAGCAUUAAUGAAUGCUCCCUCCAGAAAGCUUCAGCCACACCUCCAUCCAAGAAAACUCAAUGGCGCUUUAUACCCCUCUAUCCACAAAUUCAUCCAAACAACAUGGAAAACCUACUACAUGGGACCAUGGAGUAACUGGAAAUUUGUUCAUGACGAGAGGAAAGAGAAGUGGUGGCAGACUUUUGUGCAAAACUACUACUGGGAGGAUCAAUUUCAAGCCAAGUCUACGGUGGUCUUUGGAAAACCAUCCCGUAAAAGGAGCAAGUCAGCGGCUUCAUCUCACAUGACACGCCAUGGUGAGAAAUGGAUACACAAGCAUUGUGCAGGUCCUCAAAUUUUUUUGAAGAUCGAAUAUGACAUGAUGGUGGAGCCUGCUCUUCAUGAACCACCACCUUACACUGAUCUUGUGCGUAAGACACACACGCGAUCAGAUAGAAGUUCCGUUGAUGGUCGAUCAGAAACUCUUGUCCUUGAAGUAGAGGAAGCCGUGGCAGAGAUGACAGCUGAUGAUGGUUCUUCUAAUUCUUACAGCCAAGACACCCCAACAACUGCAACAUCUGCAGCUCCUACUCACAUUCUCCUUAACCAAGAAUUUCUCAAGCUUCGGGAUUUCACUCCGACCAAGUCAGUCCAUGCAUCUCAUAGACACCCCAUCGACAUGGUCAUGCAUAUCUCCGGUUUGGAGGCUAAUUCAAAAGCUGUAAACAGCAAAGUUGAAACUCUCAAGGAAGAUGUGGUGGCGAUGAGGGGUGCAAUCAAGGAAGAGUUGGCCACGGUCAAGAAUGAAAUGGUGGCUGUACUAAAUGCAUUCAUACAAAAGGUUGGUACCACUCCGCUUUCUACUACUACAGUUGAUGCCUCUUUGCCUGUUACUGCUGCUGCUGCCUCUACAAAUCCUGCUAAAACCACAAACCCAACUCAAGAACACUCUACACUAGAACAUUUAUGUGCUGUUAGGAGAUUAGUUUUCGAAAGUGAUAGUUAA
Messenger RNA from Thlaspi arvense, 1451 nucleotides. NCBI's taxonomy places the organism in Eukaryota, Viridiplantae, Streptophyta, Magnoliopsida, Brassicales, Brassicaceae. The record is from the annotation of a GenBank genome assembly.